Molecule: messenger RNA, 1411 nt
Organism: Sinocyclocheilus rhinocerous
Lineage: Eukaryota; Metazoa; Chordata; Actinopteri; Cypriniformes; Cyprinidae
Product: dnaJ homolog subfamily B member 6-like
Exons: 11
Coding region: 450-1385 (311 amino acids)
Molecular function (GO): Hsp70 protein binding
Source: RefSeq, a predicted model, not a curated record
UUGAGCAAUCUCCUUCAGCUGUUUGGGUAACAGGAAGUGACGAAGCUGCACUAGAAUCAGGUCGGCGGAUUGUUGGAGAACACUAGCGACAUCUCAGUAAGAGUCACACAUCUGCUCAUCCCUGUCUGUCACCCAGGGAGCUUGUUCUGAUCACCUGAGCCUAUUUUAUAAACGGACAGACUUCGGACCAAACAGAAGAAUUCCUUCAGGGGUACUAUUACAAAUAAAGAAACUCGACCUUAUCUUUGAGAUACUCAGCGGAGGUCCGAAAAAAGCAGCGGGAUAAGGACAUUUGUCUCCGUUACAUAAGGUUGCUUGAACCAGAAAAGGAUGGAUUAUGUCGAUAAGAAGAUUGUACAAUAUUCCCCAAAAGCAAACUGAAACGUUAUAUGGGGCCACUGCUGAAAAUUGAUCCUCAUCCAGAGGAGUGGAAACCCAAAACCUGAGCCAUGGGGGAUUAUUACGAGAUCCUGGGUGUGACACAAAAUGCAUCCCAUGACGAUAUAAAGAAAGCGUACAGAAAAAAAGCACUGAAGUGGCAUCCAGACAAAAACCCAAACAACAAAGAACAGGCAGACAAAAUGUUCAAAGAGAUCUCCGAGGCAUAUGAAGUCCUGUCAGAUGAAAACAAACGGAGACAGUAUGAUAAAUAUGGUAAAGAAGGCCUAUCUCAUAGAGGAGGCCAUUAUGAUGAGGAUUUCAUGGGUGGAUUCACGUUCCGAAAUCCAGAUGAUGUCUUCAGGGAAUUCUUUGGAGGCCGAGAUCCAUUUGCAGAUUUUGCAGGUUUCUUUGCUGAUGACCCCUUUGAAGAUUUCUUCGGUGGGCGGCGUCACAGGGGUGUUAGCAGGAGCAGGACGACAGGUUCAUUCUUUCCUGGGUUUUCUCCAUUUGGUUCCCCCUUUUCUGGGUUUGACGCAGGUUUCACCCCGUUUGGCCCAAUGGGUGGGGGGGGCUUCACCUCGUUUUCCUCCUCCUCAUUUGGGGGUGGUGGUGGUGGAAUGGGAAACUUCCGCUCUGUCUCUACAUCCACCAAAUUCAUCAAUGGAAAGAGGAUCACCACCAAACGUAUUGUAGAGAACGGUCAAGAGAGAGUGGAGGUUGAGGAGGACGGUCAGCUCAAAUCUCUCACAGUCAAUGGUAUUUCUGAUGACAAUGCAUUGGAGGAAAGCCGCAGACAGAAUGCCCUCACUGGCGCUGCCCCAUACAACCGUUACCUCCGAAAUGUGGCCCAGAACCCUUCAGAGGAGGAGGAGGAGGACAGAGGCCUGCAGAAUCUUGCCAGAGGGAUUUUUGACACCAGGAGAAAGAAACUAUUGCUGAAGGAAUCAGACACCAAAAAGAAGCGGAUGCCAAGAAUGGCUCCUCGGAUUGGAGUGUGGUUCUAACAUUAUUUGCAAUAUAUAUACUGUAU